AUGCGCAAAAGACGAGAAAAUGGUCUUUUCUAUAACUGCGAUGAAGGUUUUCAGGAUGGCCAUAAGUGUCUUAAGCAACAAAUUUAUAUGUUGGAUGCUGAUGAUGAAGAGUCGACACAAUCUGGUGAAGAAUCACCUGUCGAAACUCCAUUGUCUCCUACUCUAGAAGAAGAAGUCGAGAUUUCAUUUCAUGCUCUAGCUGGAAAUGUCUCCCACAACACCAUUAGGAUAGAGGGAGAUUCUAAGAAGCAUCCACUGACAAUCUUGAUAGACAGUGGCAGCACUCAUAGUUUUCUCGACCCAGCUGCAGCUGCUAGAUGUGGAGGGAAUCUUGUUCCUACAGCCUCAUUGUUAGUAUCAGUAGCAAAUGGUAAUAAAAUGGUUAGUAAUGCUAAGUGUCCAUCUUUUCAGUGGCAAAUGCAGGGACACCAAUUCCAAUUUGAUAUGCGUCUCUUAACCUUGGGGGGCUGUGACAUGGUGCUUGGAGUGGAUUGGAUGAAAGGUAUGAGUCCAAUGGUUUUUGACUUCAAUAAACUGACUGUAGAAUUCUCUCUGGAGGGGCAUCCCAUCAAACUACAAGGUAACAGUCCUACAACUCAGCUUUCUAUGAUGACUAGUAAGGCUUUGCGUAAAUGGGUUAGGCAGAAUAAACAUGGAAUGGUUGGUAGGUUAUUUGCUAUUAAUGCAUGUGAAGAACAAACUGUGACCCCUACCCCCAUUUUACCCUUAUUACAAAAAUAUGAAACUGUUUUUCAAGAACCCAACACUCUUCCCCCAUCUAGGGCUCAUGAUCAUCAUAUUCCAUUAAAACUACUCACUACACCUUCAAACCAAAGGCCUUAUCGUAUUCCUUAUAUUCAGAAGGAAGUAGUAGAAAAACUGGUGCAGGAAAUGCUCAAAACUGGGUAUCAUCAUAUUCGUGUGUUUCCUGCAGACACAUACAAGACGGCUUUUAAGACUCAUCAAGGGCAUUAUGAGUUUAUGGUGAUGCCAUUCGGCUUAACCAAUGCUCCAGCCUCCUUCCAAGCAUUAAUGAAUGAUGUUUUUCAGCCGUACUUGAGGAAGUUUAUCUUAGUGUUUUUCGAUGACAUAUUGGUAUACAUCCCAGAUAUGACUUCCCAUUUGAGACAUCUAGAGAUCACUCUUAAAACUUUACAAGAACAAACACUAUAUGCCAAGCUCAGUAAAUGCACUUUUGGUCAACCAAAAAUCGAGUAUCUGGGACAUAUCAUCAGUGGUGAAGGAGUCACAACUGAUCCUACAAAAAUCUCUUGUAUGCUCAAUUGGCCAGUACCAACUACCUUGAAGGAGCUGAGGGGAUUUCUGGGCCUUACAGGCUACUAUAGAAAGUUUUUGAAAGCCUCCAUUUGUAAGCCUUUGACAGAAUUACUUAAGAAGGAGAGCUUCAAGUGGAAUGAUGCUGCACAUAAUGCUUUUCAAGCCCUCAAACAAGCUGUCACCACCACUCCAGUGCUAGUGCUCUCUGAUUUCACAUUUCCAUUUGAAAUUGAGACGGAUGCUUGUGAUACAAGGGUGGGAGCAGUUCUUAUGCAGAAUAAAAGGCUAAUUGCUUAUUUUAGCAAAGGCAUGGGAACAAGAUUUCUUUCUUUGUCCACCUAUGAGAAAGAAUUACUUUCCAUUGUGAUGGCAGGAAUUGAGAAUAAAGUGGCUGAUGCUUUGUCAAGGGUACCUCAAGCUUCAUCACCACAAUUUCAACUCAUUUCUCAAUUACAGCCUGCCUGGUUUGGAGAAGUGCAAGCUAGUUACAAUUCAGAUGCUUUGGCUGCUGAAAUCAUUCCACAACUCACACUUUCUCCUUCCAGCAAACCUCCAUGCACUUUUAUUCAAGGCAUUCUGAGAUAA
Molecule: messenger RNA, 1863 nt
Organism: Papaver somniferum (opium poppy)
Lineage: Eukaryota; Viridiplantae; Streptophyta; Magnoliopsida; Ranunculales; Papaveraceae
Exons: 3
Coding region: 1-1863 (620 amino acids)
Biological process (GO): proteolysis
Molecular function (GO): aspartic-type endopeptidase activity
Source: RefSeq, a predicted model, not a curated record